UUGUGUCUCUGUAUGUGUGGCUUUACCUUUUGUACCUAAAACCUAUCACUCACACACAAACACGCUCUCUCUCUCUCUCUCUCUCUCUAUAUAUAUCGCUCGCUCGCUGCUAGCUGUUCUCCUCUCUCUCUGUUCUUCUUCGUCUUCUUCUCUUUUAUUUUUCUCGCAGAAGCAGCCACUGAUAGAUAAAAAAAAAAAGGGAAAGGAAUGGCGGGAGGUGGAGCUCCAGCACCGAAAGCAGACGAACCUCAACCUCAUCCUCCUAAAGAUCAGCUUCCUAACAUCUCUUACUGCAUCACCAGUCCCCCUCCUUGGCCUGAAGCGAUUCUUCUUGGCUUUCAACAUUACCUUGUCAUGCUCGGCACUACUGUUCUCAUUCCCACUGCUCUUGUUCCCCAGAUGGGAGGUGGUUAUGAAGAGAAGGCAAAGGUGGUCCAGACUAUUCUCUUCGUUGCCGGCAUCAACACCUUGCUCCAAUCUCUUUUCGGCACCAGGCUCCCUGCUGUUAUCGGAGCUUCUUACACUUUUGUGCCUACCACCAUUUCCAUCAUCCUCUCUGGCAGAUUCAGUGAUACCUCUAACCCUAUUGAUCGCUUUGAGAGGAUUAUGCGAGCAACCCAAGGCGCCUUGAUUGUUGCUUCAACCCUACAGAUGAUUCUCGGUUUCAGUGGCCUCUGGCGUAAUGUUGUCAGGUUCUUAAGUCCUAUUUCAGCUGUUCCACUGGUGGGUCUCGUUGGGUUUGGGCUAUACGAGUUUGGUUUCCCAGGGGUUGCUAAAUGCAUAGAGAUUGGACUCCCUGAGCUUCUUAUCCUAGUAUUUGUCUCACAGUAUCUGCCUCAUGUGAUCAAAUCAGGGAAAAAUGUGUUUGACCGCUUUGCUGUAAUAUUCGCGGUGGUGAUUGUAUGGAUCUAUGCUCACCUUCUCACAGUUGGUGGGGCAUACAAUGGUGCUGCACCCACUACACAAACAAGUUGCCGGACUGAUCGUGCUGGCAUCGUAGGUGCUGCCCCGUGGAUAAGAGUUCCAUGGCCUUUCCAGUGGGGUGCUCCUUCGUUUGAUGCUGGAGAAGCUUUUGCAAUGAUGAUGGCUUCUUUUGUUGCUCUUGUUGAGUCAACCGGUGGUUUCAUCGCUGUCUCAAGAUAUGCAAGUGCAACGAUGUUGCCACCUUCUAUUCUCAGCCGUGGUGUUGGCUGGCAGGGAGUCGCAAUUCUGAUAUCAGGGUUGUUUGGUACUGGUGCUGGGUCCUCUGUCUCUAUAGAAAAUGCUGGACUAUUAGCCUUGACAAGAGUUGGUAGUAGAAGAGUUGUCCAGAUAGCUGCAGGCUUCAUGAUCUUCUUCUCUGUUCUCGGAAAAUUCGGAGCUGUGUUUGCGUCAAUCCCUGCACCCAUCAUUGCUGCUUUAUACUGUCUCUUCUUUGCCUACGUUGGAGCUGGAGGAUUGAGUUUUCUUCAGUUCUGCAACUUAAACAGCUUCAGGACUAAGUUCAUCUUAGGCUUCUCUGUCUUUCUUGGCUUGUCAAUCCCUCAGUACUUCAAUGAGUACACUGCGAUCAAAGGCUAUGGUCCGGUCCACACAGGCGGUCGUUGGUUCAACGAUAUGGUAAAUGUCCCGUUCUCAUCAGAACCUUUUGUUGCUGGCAUGGUGGCCUUCUUCUUGGACAACACACUGCACAAGAAAGAUUCAUCGAUAAGGAAAGACAGAGGAAAGCAUUGGUGGGACAAGUUUAGAUCUUUCAAAGGUGAUACAAGAAGUGAAGAGUUCUACUCUCUUCCUUUCAACCUCAACAAGUAUUUCCCUUCUGUCUAGAAGAGAAGAGAAGAAAGAGAAGAAGAAGCAAAGAGUUUACCGGGAAAAGAAAAACAAAGAAAAUGGUGAAAAGUGAAAACUCAAGAGUUUCUCAUUGUUGGCUCGAGUUUCUUGACGACCUCUGUGUCUUGGUUCUUUUGUUCUGUUCUGUUCCGUUCACAACUUCGGAAACCUUUUUAAAUAUCUUUCACAUUUUAUAUAGUCUUCUUGUUUACGAUCAUGAAUCUAAGAAUCUUCAGUUGUAUUGUUGCUUACUAUCUCUCCCUAAUGCAUUUGUCUUUGUAAAUCUGAGGGUACACGACUUUGUUAUUUUGAUUAGUUUCUAAAUAAGUAUUUAGUUUGAUU
Molecule: messenger RNA, 2151 nt
Organism: Raphanus sativus (radish)
Lineage: Eukaryota; Viridiplantae; Streptophyta; Magnoliopsida; Brassicales; Brassicaceae
Product: nucleobase-ascorbate transporter 6-like
Exons: 14
Coding region: 208-1806 (532 amino acids)
Biological process (GO): transmembrane transport
Cellular component (GO): plasmodesma; membrane
Molecular function (GO): transmembrane transporter activity
Source: RefSeq, a predicted model, not a curated record